GACCGGUUGGUUGCUUGAAACACUGCUUUUUUGUUAAGCAGGAGUUUUUCUUGUGGAGAAAAAGGACGGGCCUUCGGAAGAGAACCAAAAAGCCUGAAUUUACAGUGAUGACUGUGCUGGUUCUCUACACACUGUGAUGUGAUAGAGAUUUAUAACUUACUUUUGUAUUGAAAAUUGAUUGAAACCCUAAGCCUGAAUUUGAUUGAAGUUAAUCAAUGGAGAAUCCUCCUCCUUCUUCUCCUUCUCCUCAUACUAAUGAAGGAGCUGCUUCUGACAGUAAGGAUUCUGCGGUUGAUAAGUACAAUGUUGAAGCCGCUGAAAUCCUAGCCAACAGUGCUCAGCAUCUGCCAAUUAGCCAGGCAGCACCCAUAUAUGAGCAACUUCUCUCAUUGUAUCCUACAGCUGCCAAAUUUUGGAAGCAAUACGUGGAGGGUUAUAUGUCAGUAAACAAUGAUGAUGCUACAAAGCAGAUAUUUAGCCGCUGUUUACUCAAUUGCCUUCAAGUUCCUCUUUGGCGCUGCUACAUUCGGUUCAUUAGAAAAGUCAAUGACAAGAAGGGUGUAGAGGGCCAAGAAGAAAUUAGAAAAGCUUUCGAUUUUAUGCUUGGUUAUUUAGGAACAGACAUAGCAUCUGGACCUGUAUGGAUGGAAUACAUAGCUUUUCUAAAGUCACUACCGGCGCUAAAUGCACAAGAAGAGUCACACCGUAUGACUAAUGUACGGAAAGCAUACCAAAAAGCUAUUGUUACUCCUACCCAUCAUGUUGAGCAACUCUGGAAGGAUUAUGAAAAUUUUGAAAACUCUGUCAGCCGACAAUUGGCCAAAGGAUUGGUAUCUGAAUAUCAGCCAAAAUAUAACAGUACCAGGGCUGUCUAUAGGGAACGAAAGAAGUAUGUUGACGAAAUUGAGUGGAAUGCGCUUGCUAUUCCACCAACGGGAUCUUAUAAGGAAGAAUUGCAAUGGAUGGCUUGGAAAAAAAAUUUAGCUUUUGAAAAAGGAAACCCCCAAAGGAUAGACAGUGUGUCCUCCAGUAAACGGAUUAUAUUCACCUAUGAACAGUGUUUGAUGUAUUUAUACCAUUAUCCCGACAUAUGGUAUGACUAUGCAACUUGGCAUGCAAAAAGUGGCUCUAUAGAAGCCGCAAUCAAAGUGUUCCAGCGGGCUUUGAAGGCUCUUCCAGAUUCAGAUAUGUUGAAAUAUGCUUAUGCUGAGUUGGAGGAAUCCCGAGGAGCAAUUCAGCCUGCAAAAAAAAUAUAUGAAAGACUUUUGGGUGACGGUGUUAGUACAACAACACUAUCACAUAUACAAUUUAUUCGCUUCCUUAGAAGGAAUGAAGGGAUUGAAGCAGCUCGGAAGUACUUCCUGGAUGCUCGUAAAUCCCCAAACUGUACAUAUCAUGUGUAUGUUGCAUAUGCUUUGAUGGCCUUUUGUCUCGACAAAGAUCCGAAGAUGGCACACAAUGUUUUUGAAGCAGGACUGAAACGAUUUAUGCAUGAGCCUGUAUAUUUUCUAGAGUAUGCAGAUUUCUUGUCACGUUUAAAUGAUGACAGAAACAUCCGGGCUCUAUUUGAGAGGGCACUAAGCUCCCUCCCGCCAGAGGAAUCUGUUGAGGUUUGGAAACAAUUUACUCAAUUUGAGCAAACUUAUGGAGAUCUAGCUAGCAUGUUGAAGGUUGAGCAAAGAAGAAAAGAAGCUCUUUCAAGAACAGGUGAAGAUGGAGCAUCAGCAUUAGAGAGUUCUUUGCAAGAUGUUGUGUCACGGUACAGUUUCAUGGAUCUUUGGCCAUGCUCUCCGAAGGACUUGGACCAUUUAUCUCGACAAGAGUGGCUUGCUAAAAAUAUCACUAAGAAAAUGGAGAAAUCUGCUGUUUCCAAUGGAUAUGGGAUUGCAGAUAAGGGUAAUACAGGUCUGAAGAGCAAUUCAGCUGUAUCAGCAAAAGUUAUUUUUCCAGAUACUUCUCGUAUGGUGAUUUAUGAGCCAAAGCAAAAGCAUGAAGAUGGAAUUUCUCCAAGCUCAAUACCAGGAUUUGGGACUGCUUCAAACCCACCUAGUGACAUUGUUGGGUUGGUGGGCACCGGAGGAACCAAUGCAAUUGAUGAAAUUUUGAAAGCAACACCAUCUGCUCUAGUAUCUUUUUUAUCAACCUUGCCUAUAGUUGAAGGUCCAACACCAAACGUAGAUAUAGUGCUGUCAAUUUGUUUGCAGAGUGAGAUACCAAGUGGACAGAUGGGGAAGUUGGGAAUGUCCGCUGCUUCUGUUCCUGCUACAAGCGACUUCUCUGGUUCAAGCAAGUCUCGUCCAAUUAUCAAACCAUCAAGGGCUGGAAAAAGGAAGGAGAUAGAAAGGCAAGAGGAGGAAGAAAGUGCAAGUGUACAAAGCCAGCCUCUGCCUAGAGAUAUAUUUAGAAUAAGACAGUCUCAAAAAUCACGCGUAGGUAGUGCUGCUUCACAAACAGGAUCAGCAUCAUAUGGAAGUGCUCUUUCUGGAGAUGUAUCUGGUAGCACUAGCUAAUUCUUUCCCUUUUUUGUGUAAAUGGUUUAUCGAUAUGUAUUUCUUUUUCGUUGAAGAUGAAAUAAAUUUCUGAAAUCGGAAAAUUUGCCAUAAUAUAUUUGAUCCUCGCUAAUAUUAUGAAAUAUAGUUUAAAUU
Molecule: messenger RNA, 2645 nt
Organism: Mercurialis annua (annual mercury)
Lineage: Eukaryota; Viridiplantae; Streptophyta; Magnoliopsida; Malpighiales; Euphorbiaceae
Product: cleavage stimulation factor subunit 77
Exons: 23
Coding region: 216-2510 (764 amino acids)
Biological process (GO): mRNA 3'-end processing
Cellular component (GO): nucleus
Molecular function (GO): mRNA binding; protein binding
Source: RefSeq, a predicted model, not a curated record